Molecule: messenger RNA, 1706 nt
Organism: Glossina fuscipes
Lineage: Eukaryota; Metazoa; Arthropoda; Insecta; Diptera; Glossinidae
Gene: mldr
Product: mitochondrial ribonuclease P catalytic subunit
Exons: 4
Coding region: 77-1687 (536 amino acids)
Biological process (GO): tRNA 5'-leader removal; mitochondrial tRNA 5'-end processing
Cellular component (GO): mitochondrion; mitochondrial ribonuclease P complex
Molecular function (GO): protein binding; ribonuclease P activity
Source: RefSeq, a predicted model, not a curated record
CAACACUUAAAAAUUGUUGACAGUUGCAUCGGCAACGUAUUUAUAUUUAACCUCAAUUCGUUAUAAAGUUGGAAAGAUGAAGUCUUCAAAAUUGUUUUUUAAUUGUUAUUAUUCACGUUUUCAUUCACCUUUUAAUAAAUCCGCGAGUACGCGAUUAGUAGCUGCUAUAAGACGACAGAUGGGGCAGUAUUCGAAGGAACAAUUUGUGAAAUUUAAGCAAACAUAUUUGCAGAAUAGGACGGAGCUCGAGCCAAAGGAAUGGCGCAAUAUCAAGCAAACGCUGAAAAGUGAAUUUAAGCACAUUAACGAUGAUAAUAUCGAUGCUACAAUUCUUGGUGCAUGUCAAUCUGAGCAAUUGGAGUUGGCCAAAAAUUAUAUAGACUUUAUUGCACAUAGUGGAGGGCAGCCAAAUGAUGCAACCUUGGGUUAUCUAUUAAGGAUUUACAAUGCUAAAUAUCAUUCGAAUGGCGGUUCACCGGAAUCGUUAUCAGAUGGCGAUCAAGCGGACGUUCUGAAUAUUUGGGGAAUUUUAACAGAAAGGCAUAAGAUUUUGGAUUCAACGCUUUGCGAGAAUUUGAUCGCUGGAUUAGUAACUACACGUAAAUGGCGAGAAGGUUUAGAAUUACUGAAUAUGAUAAAAAUUACAAAGAGACCGAGCAUUUUUGCUUACACUGAAUUCAUUGUAAAGGCCUUUUCAAUGAAAGAUUUAUCGCUUGGUUGGUCACUAUUCGGAGAGAUGAUGGAAACAAUUGAUGAUAGUAGGCAACCCGAUUGCAAAAUCUUUUUAACUUAUCUUAACGCAGUGUCAGAUGGUGUUCAAGACGUUACAAGUGGUCUUGAAAAAAUGUUGCAAACUUUGCAAAAAUACGAUUUACUUAUCAGUGUAAAAGUAAUUGAUUCCAUUAAAAUGAUAACUGCAGCAUAUCCGAAUCGUUUGCAAGCGGCCAAUUGUCACAUAAAUCAAAUUGGAACAUGUUCCAGGUGUAAACUAAACUUGCAAACGAAGGCACUCAGUAAUGCCGAUUUUGAAAAAUUAAGAAAUUCUCUUUUAAAGAAAGUUGUUAUCGGCGGAGAUGUUUUCCAAAAAUCGACCCCAAAGGAAGUGAACGAAUUCUUAAAUUUCGUAGAUCGGACCGGACCAUAUGACUGCGUGAUUGAUGGUCUCAACGUAGCUUAUUCUAAGGGUAAAAAGAAUCCUCAAUCACUUGCCAACCUGUUGGUCUCGGUUGUAAAACACUUUGCAGACAACAACAAAUACGUAUUAGUAUUGGGACGGAAACAUAUGAAUAAAUGGCCUAAGAAUAGCAUUCAAUACGUGAGAGAUAACGCGGCAAUGUUUUUGGCAGACAAUUUGUCACAAGAUGAUCCCUUCCUUCUGUAUGCAGCAUUAAAAAGCGGUCCAAAGACAGAUAUUUUUUCGCGUGACCUUAUGCGUCAACAUGCUUACUUAUUGGGCUCUGAACUCAAAUGCAUAUUCAGACAAUGGCAACAACAGCAUCAAUAUUCGCUAGUUACCAAGACAGGCAGCGGCAAAAUUUUAAUUAAGGAACCUACGCGGUACCUAUGUUGCGCUCAUAAAACUGAAAGUACGUGGCAUAUACCAUUUAAAAUGCAAUACACUUUGCAUUCAAGCGACAGUUUUGAAAUUCCAGAACACUGGCUGUGUUUAAAUAUUAAAAAAAUUUAAAUUUAACAAAAAAUUUUUC